Messenger RNA from Pimephales promelas (fathead minnow), 4335 nucleotides. RefSeq names its product thyroid hormone receptor associated protein 3a (gene thrap3a). Gene Ontology annotation, molecular function: DNA binding; transcription coregulator activity. Gene Ontology annotation, biological process: positive regulation of transcription by RNA polymerase II. NCBI's taxonomy places the organism in Eukaryota, Metazoa, Chordata, Actinopteri, Cypriniformes, Leuciscidae. Gene Ontology annotation, cellular component: mediator complex. The record is from RefSeq and is a predicted model, not a curated record.
GCCUCGCACACCCCCCCAGUCUGUGACUGAGGACAUAAAGCUGCUUUACAUCAUUUGACUUGAAUAGUUCACCGUUCACGUGUGACAAGUUUGGUUACGACUUAAAAUGACACGUUUGUCAUUUGGAAUUAAAAUAUAGGCUAAUCACAACGUUUGUUUGUAACAUAGUAACACCGUUUUGAACGCCGAUGACGGAACCUGGAUAUUGCCGUCUUUGAUGCGAGGAUGAUUUCAAAUAGUUAACGUUAGUUAGUUGCGCAUAACGAUUUUUUUCCCCCCCAAAACGAAAGGAAACCGUUUCACUGACCUGAAAAAUUUGACAUUAGCUGAAUCUUCUCAUCCUGGACUUAAUCGAAGUAUAGCCACAUAUGAGAGAGACCACAAACGACAAUGUCGAAGACACAAAAAUCAGAGUCCAGGUCUCGCUCUCGAUCGGCCUCCAGAUCAAGAUCCCGUUCUUAUUCCCGCUCCCGCUCCAGUUCCAGAUCUAGAUCAAGAAAGCGCAGAUAUGGCUCUAGGUCUCGCUCUCGAUCAAGAUCCCAUUCCCCGCCCCACAACCGUGAACGGAACCAAACACGGGAGUACCAGAACCAACGGGAGUUUCGGGGCAACCACAGAGGCUUCCGGAGGCCGUAUUACUUCCGGGGCCGAGGUCAAGGAUUUUUCCGUGGCCGUUUUCAGCGUGGAAGGGGUGGAUAUAACAACUACCAUCACAAAAACUGGCAAAACUUCCGGCAGUACCCUCAGCAGCAACAGAAGCAGUACUACCCCAACAGCCCCAAGAGGGGCCGUUCACGCUCUCCCAAGAAGCAGUCCAACAGCCCGCAUCCCCGCAGCCAUUCCCGCCGCUCUGACAGGUCAUCCUCCGGGAGAUCGCCCCAGUCGCACCACUCUUCCUCCUCCAACUCUGGGUCUGCCAAAGGCACUUGCAAAGAUAUAAGACAGGAUGUCUCAGUGCCCGAAGAAACUCAAGGAGGUGGAGAUGGGGCUCUGGCAGAGCAGGUGGGAGGCUCUUCUUCGGCCGAAGGGAAUGCUGAUGGAGACAGGACUUUGGUGAACUCUCAGGUUUUGACGAACCAUGACGCUAGUCCUAAAAGGACAAGUCUGCAGGUUUGCUCCUCUGUCACUAAUGACAAAUCGAUUGACUCUGCAACCAACGAGACAAGUCCUGCUCAUAAGAGUUUAAAUGCUACAAAUAAAGGUGCCACCACCUGGCAGAAAGUUGCAACUGCACCUUCAAACAGCCCCAUAAAGAAAAGCCAUAGCCCAGUUUUCAAUGGUUUUGGGCUCUUUACAAAUAUUGACCAACAGACAGAUGAUAGAAUUGCUAUCUCCGCUGCAUUUUUGAAAUUCCUGGAGGAGCAAAAUGUUAAAAAACAGGCCUCUGAAUGUGAGAACAACACACACAAAGGGAAAAGUAACAGAGAAUUAGUAUGCGAUAAAGAAAAUGUAGGAACCUUUGAAAAGGGCAUCGAGUUGUCUCGCACUAAAGAUCAUGACAACGCAGGAGAGAAGGAGAAAUGCAAAUCUACAAAGAGUGGUGAUGGUAAAAAGUUUUCCAUAAGCACCCCUAAAAUGGGUCCACGAAACACCCCAUCAUUUCUGUGCGAGGAUGGUGAGGACGAAGUUGAAGAGGGGGAGAUCUCUGAUAGAGUGAGGGAUAUGGAAAACAAUUCCUCCAAAAGAAAAGGCAAAGUCACGCUGUCCGCUCGUGAAAUGUUCGAGAAGCGAAUCAGAAGGAUGCAGGACAUGCCAUGGGACGAUGAGCUGGAGGCUCUCCUGCUCUGCCAUAAACAGGAAAGAGCAGCGAAAAUCCUAGCUGCUCUCUCUAAGAGAGAGCAGCUGAGUGGCAUGCUCAAGGAUCCAUCCCCUGAAAAGCUCUCAAAUGUGAAACGAAAAGAGAAACCCACACUGCUGCCCAGGAGGAGUUCUGAGAGCCGCGAGCAAGAGAUGUUUGUGGUUAUGAACGAGGAAUCCCCACCAAGAGCUUCCGUGAAAAGAGGAAGUGAAUUCAGUGUAAGGAUGGAUUCUCUCAGUGAUGACCUGGCUAGAACAUCUGUUUUGACCAAUGAAAGAAGGCAUCUUCUGGAUCUUGUGCAUCUUGAUGAAAAGGAUUGGGAGUUUCAAGCUGUCCUUCAGCAUCUUCAGGCUCAGCAGUCACCCAGAAGUCCAUCUGAGCUGUUUGCCCAACACAUAGUUUCAAUUGUCCAUCACAUUAAAGCUCAAUAUUUUCCUUCUUCUGGAUUGACCCUAAAUGACCGCUUUGCCAUGUACCAGAGAAGAGCUGCUGAGAAAGAACUCAUUAAGCAGAGAAAGAGUCCAGAGAUACACAGGAGAAUUGAUGUUUCUCCCAGUGCUUUUAAGAGACACUCUCUGCUGUUUGAUGAGAUGAAAAGCACCAUGGAAAACAGCUUCAAGGUCGAUAGUAAAAAAUCAAAAAGUGAUUCAAUGGACCUUCGGCUGGAUAUUGAGCGCAGAAAGAAAUACUUGAGUGGAGAGAGAGAGCAAAGAGAGGAAGAGUACGAAGAAAGAGUAUCGGGGGAAUCUCCCGAACCAAGAAAGGAAACAUCCACUGAGAAAGCCUCAAAGAACCACAAAAAAACAAAGAAAAGCAAAAAGAAACGAGAGCGUUCUCAGUCAUCUUCCUCAUCAUCUUCUGCUUACCAUGAAGAAGAGGCUGAGAUCAAGCCAGAAAGCUUAUCCAGAGUCCAGCAGGGGUUUAGAGAGCAUGGAGAGCCUGUGGAGAGAGGAAGAUCACGAGGAGGCUUUCAGCUUAGCAUACGUGGUAGAGGUUGGAACCGAGGAAAUUUCCAUGGAAACAGCAACGGUGAUUCACAGAUGAACAUGUCAGCGAAGAAUGAAGACUGGGAUCAAGAAUACACUAGCAAGAGCAAGAAAUAUUUCCUACACAGUGAACGAGACGGUGAAGGUGAGCGAAAGCUGAUGAACACGCGCGGGUCUGGUCGCGGUAACAUUGUUCGUGCAAAGGGACGUUUCAUCCUCCGGAGGGCCACAAAUACCAAAACCACCAAUAAUAUGAGCCCUAAAUGGGCCCAUGAUAAAUUCCAGGCCACUGAUGAUGAGGGCGAACAACAAGGAGAUGAUGUAGAACAGGACCAGUGAGAAUGGAGCAGUAAAGACGUUGAAGAACAAGGAGAUCCCUCAUCAUGUCUAGAAUGGAUAUCCUAGAAUUAUGGAUCCAAAUCUUUUUGAUAGGAAAGAGGCCUUUUUAUUGUAUUGCUUUUUUAUUUCCUAUCUAAUCAUGACAGGCACUGUUAAAAGCAACUGCUCCAACAUUUAUCAUUCUAUCCCUACAUCUCUGGAAGAAUUGGUGCCCAAGUGCCUCCAUUACGAAUCCUUUUUUGCACAAGACUUUUGAAACAUGCGAACGUAAAACACAGUUUGAAGUAGUGAUUUGAUAGACCGAUAUAAAGGCUAGGCCAAUUGAUUGGCCAUUUUAAGGCUAUUAAUAUAACCAUAUGAACUUACAGCUUUGUCUAUGGAUAGUAAGAAAUUUCAUUUGUGUGUGUGUGUGAAUAGUUAUUAAAUGUUACAAAUACAGUACAACUCAUUAUAUCGUCUGGUGACCAUAUAUAUAUCGGUCAUCGGACACUCUACUUUCUAGAUGUUGAUAUUGGUUUAAAAAAACCUGUUUAGGUCAGCUUCUAGUUCAAAUGUUAGGUGCCUAAGAUGUGCCUAAAGUGUAGAAUGCCAGUAUAUAGUAACUAUACUGUAGCUGGUUAUGUUCUAUGUUUUUGCCUUAAGAAAGGACAUUAUUACUGUUGAAAAAAGUUGACAUUUGACAUAUUGACAUUUUAUGGGCUUAAAUGAAACUCUUUGAGACCCUUGUGUGUCUGCUGGUAGAAAAGAAGAUCUUGAUUUAAUGACCCAGUCUCGCUAUGGGACCAAACAACAUGUAGAAAUUCAUGUCCCAGUGAGUGACGUGGGGGAAAAAGAUUUAGUUGUACAUAAAAUAUUUUGAAGACUGUUAACAAUUUUAGAUUUCUCGGGUUGCAGGGUUUUGACAGUAUGUGUGUGCAUAUUUUAUUAUGGGUUUUCUAAUGUAUGCCUUUUUUCUAUUGGCUAAGUACAUUCUUUGGAUGAAGUGAUCAAUUUGGCACUUCGAUAUUUUAAUAAAAAGAUUUAUGUUUGGGGGAAUUUAUUUGAAGAGUUAAAAUAAAAAUAAAACUUAUUUGGGGGGACAUGAAUAAUUUACAUUCAUCGUCAAGAGUGGAUUUUAAUUGUCUAGGUUCUGAUUUGCACUGUGUCUGAAAUAUACAUUUGACUUGCAUUUAUAUACUCACAAUCAGAAAGAAUAAAAAAGCAACAAUUUUC